Molecule: messenger RNA, 2126 nt
Organism: Drosophila kikkawai
Lineage: Eukaryota; Metazoa; Arthropoda; Insecta; Diptera; Drosophilidae
Gene: tank
Product: EI24 domain-containing protein tank
Biological process (GO): macroautophagy
Cellular component (GO): endoplasmic reticulum
Source: RefSeq, a predicted model, not a curated record
AACGUCCGCUGAGCAUCAGGUGGCAACCGUGUGAUAUAUCAGCCUGUUUACACUGCCUGGGCCAGCAAAACAAUCCAACGAAAUUAACAAAAUCAGCACAAAGUUCAAUGUUUUUAGGCACCACACACACCCCAAUCCAUUGGCAAGAUAAAGCAUAGCGAUAAGUAUGAACUAGAGAGACUGCUGCUGGCCACGACGACGCGAGAGAUGGCAGCGAUAAAGAACAUCACCCUGGGCAUUCUGUAUGGCCUGUGGGACAGCAUUCGGGGCAUGACUUUGGUCUUGCACAUCGACGACGAGGUGAAUCGCCAGAACGCUGAGCUGGAGCAACGCCAGCUGCGACGCAACGACAAAGAUCGGUACGAAAGAGCGCGCAGAUCGCCGUCGCCAGUGCCCAGCUCGGCGGCGGCCAUGAUCCGUGAGGAGUAUGCCAAGCAGGCGGAGGAGAAUGCCGACGAGCGGAGUCUGCAAAAGAUGCUUAGCAAGAAGACUGCUGCCGCCAAGGAGGAGCAGCCGCAGGGCGAGAAGAAGAUCGCCAAGAAGCUGUUCAAGUGCUGCAUGCUCAACGGCGGCUUCACCUGGCUGAGCAUAGUCCUCUUCGAGUCGGCUUUGCUGCCGACGCUCAAGUUCUGCCUCACCAUCUUCUAUGGCGCCCAGUCGGAGACCUUGCCCGUUGUCUGGGGCUGGCUGCAUCCGAUUUUGUCCCUGCUCUUUGGCAUGAUGUGGGUUCUGCCCAUCUUUAUGCUGUCCAAGAUUGUGAGCUCGCUGUGGUUUGCGGAUAUAGCAAAUGCCGCCUACCGUGUGCGAAAGGGUCGUCCGCAGUUGAUUCCGGGGAUCAGUAAGCUGGUGGCUGACUUCCUCUUCAGCAUGGUGGUGCAGAUGCUGUUCCUGGUGCAGAGCAUGCUGGUCAACCUGGUGCCUGUGAAGUAUGUGGGCUCGACGCUAUGCUUUGUGCAUCUGUGCCUGCUCUACUCGCUGUACUCCUUCGAGUACAAGUGGUUCAACAUGGGCUGGGAGCUCCACCGACGGCUUACCUAUAUAGAAAAGAACUGGCCUUACUUCUUCGGCUUUGGCAUACCGCUCACCGUGCUUACAAACCUCUCCAGCUCGGUGAUUGUCAGCAGCUGCAUCUUCUCAAUUUUCUUCCCUCUGUUUAUACUCAGCGGCAAUGAGGCGAAGCCCAUUGUGGACACCACUGAGAUCUCGCUGCGUCUGUUCUCGCCGGUGGUCUUCAUAUCGAACCUCUGCUUUGGCGGCAAUCCCUGGAGCAAGGCCAACCGGCUGAGUGCCAUGCAGCGCCAGCAGUUUGAGCUUCAGCAACGCCAGCGACUGCUCCAGCGUGAUGAGCAGCUGCUCAAGCAGCGCAAGCAGCAGUACGUGCAGCAACAGCGUCUGCAGCAGGAGCAGCAGAUGCGAAGGGAACGCUCCCAUUCGCGUUCGCACACUCCGCAGCUGGGUGGGCCGCAUCGGUAUGCCCAGGCGCCCGUCUUUGAUGCCGGCCGGGUGCGCGACUCCUCUGCCUCGUCCACGCACAGCUCCACCUCGCCGAGCCUCAGCAGGCCGCCGCCUUAUUACGGGAGCACGUUGCGCGGAGCUGCACCUCUGGUGCCCACGCCAGUGCCCGGAGCACCAAAGGCGCCGCUCACCCCGCCCGUGAUACGCCAGGAGACGGGUCCUGAUGACUGGAACUUGUGAGAUUUAUGCAUAUACACUCUACGUAGGCUUUAGCAUUAUAUAUAUAUACAUAUAAUUCGAUCUGUGUAAUGUACGUAUCAUCUACUACUAUCUAACCAUCGUGAACUGUCGUAAGUUAAGUGCAAACUCUAGGUCUUACGCAUAAUGACAAUGUUCGCUAGUCGAAAAUCGCCACCAGCACCACCACCAUGAAUGACUAUAUAUAUACAUAUAUAGAUAUUGUGGCUAUAUCUGAAAUGUGGCUCGCGCAACUGCUGCUGCAUAAUCGUUUACAUGUUUAUUUUAGGCUGAGUUUUUUCUCUGUUUUGAUUUUUUUGCUCGUAGGGUGCACACUCUCUGCACUAGAAAUUAUGUCGCGGGGCGUAAGUUUAUAAAUUUUAUGAUUAAUCGAAAAAAUAAAAAUAAAAAUAAUUUUGUACUUUCGUCAAAAA